This is a messenger RNA of Pochonia chlamydosporia 170, 630 nucleotides long. RefSeq names its product plastocyanin-like domain-containing protein. NCBI's taxonomy places the organism in Eukaryota, Fungi, Ascomycota, Sordariomycetes, Hypocreales, Clavicipitaceae. The record is from RefSeq and is a predicted model, not a curated record. Gene Ontology annotation, molecular function: electron transfer activity. The coding region runs from base 1 to 630 and encodes 209 amino acids. The transcript is spliced from 2 exons.
AUGAGUAUAAAAGUCACGCCAUGGGACAAGGACAAUCAUGUUUUUGCCAAACACAACUUCACCCUCUCAAUAGACACAAAUUCAGCUUACAAAACGAUUUAUACGAUGCAGUAUUCGACCCUCACUAUCGCCACCUUGUCUUUGCUGGGCACACGCGUCAGUGCAAAGACUAUAUCCAUCGAAGUUGGCAGAAACGGCGCUUCAUUUAGCCCCAACUCCGUGACAGCAGCAGUUGGUGAUAUCUUGGAAUACCGUUUCGCUGGAGGCCGACACAGCGUCGUCAGGGCAGACUUCAGCCGGGGUUGCACUCCGGCUAGCAACAACGGCUUCUCCUCCGGCCUCCAAAGCAGUGGAGCGGUGUUCCAAGUCACCGUCACUAACACUGAUCCGAUAUUCUUUUACUGUUCAGCUGGAAGCCAUUGCCAGAAUGGUAUGGUGGGAGUUGUGAACCCGUCCUCUGCUCAGAGUCUGGACAAGUUCAAAAGCACAGCAAGGGCUUCCAAAGACAAUGUCAGCCCUGGUUCCCCUUUCGGCGGUGUCUUUCCUUCAACUCGAGGGAUCUCUGCCGCGAGAGCGUAUCAGCCAGUUGGAGGGGUCGCUGCUGUAGCUGCUGCUGCGCAGCCGCACUAA